Messenger RNA from Leptosia nina, 4758 nucleotides. The record is from the annotation of a GenBank genome assembly. Lineage: Eukaryota; Metazoa; Arthropoda; Insecta; Lepidoptera; Pieridae.
AUGAGUCAGCAUAAGUUUUGGAAAGGGAUCGAAUCUUUAAAAGUUUCUACACAGCAUGUCCCAGAAAAGAUCGUAAAGCUUUGUUCUCUUGGUACCGAUUUUAUUACCUUGGGCAAUGACCAUGGCCUCUAUUAUUGUAAUAUUGAAGAAGAUACAUUAAAUUUUAAAAGAAUAAAUGGUAUAACUGCUAUCGACAUUUCAUAUCACAAUGAUAUCUUAUACAUUAUAAAUGAACAUGGAAGGCUCUACAAGACAAGUGUUAGCUUUAAGAACAAAGAAGAAAUAGUUGUUAAAGAAGAGUCAAAAUGCUGCCCCCAUGGAUUUAAGAGCGCUAGUUCGAAGGUCAAGUUUAGAAAUGUUGUGUCUAGUGAUUUUGGUCACUUAUUCAUUAGUUCAGGUGGCCAUUUAUGGGGAUCAGGUGUUAUGCCACAGAUAGGUUUAGAUUCAAACAGCAUUAAGAAAAUUCCAUUCUUUGAAGGUAGAACAGUUUACAGUGCAUCGGUAGGUAAUAACUUUGCAGCUGUGAUAGCUAGAAAGAAUGUGAGACAAUCUGGAAACUGUGAUACUGAUAGUGAUAAUGAUGAUGAAGAAGUGUUUGCCUCAAAUUGUUCUCAGUGCCAAACAAUUAUUGGUCUUGCAUCCCCAGCAUCUGUACCAUCUCUUUCAGAAACUUGUCCCUUAGGUGUCCACAUAAGUAAAUCUAGUGAAGACUCAAGCAGCACUACAGCACCACAGACUGAUCUACAUGUUGAUGCUCAUAGUUUUACAGAAGAUUCUAGUCCUUCAUCUGAAGAAUCAAAGGUUGCAAAAAAUGAUUCUCCAGUUAUAAAUAAUGAUAUAGAAAUGGAGAGUACUUUGCAAGGUGACAAUGAUGAUAAUACUGAUGAUAAUGAAACACCUAAUGCUAGUACAGAAAAGUUAAAUAACAUUUUUAUUAAUACAGAUGCAGCUAGACAGUUUUUAAGCAGGCAACUGUCCUGGGUUUCAGCCGGAGAAGAUUAUUUAGUAGAGUAUACUGAGAAGCCUACUAGAAUUAUAAAAGAAAAUGUUACAAAUAUUACAAAUUUCGUAUAUGAAGGUGUUAAAACAGUUGGUGAUAAAGUAGCAACAUUAUCAAGACAUGUCAGUGGUAGUAGUGAUAACAAUGAAACCAUAGAUAUUCAAAAUCGAAAUUGUAAUGAAGAGAUGAUCAGUUCACUCCUAUACAGUUGUAACUCAUCAAAAUUUGAUGACCUCCAAUUUUCAACAAGUACUAUCAGCAGUGAAAAGGAAUUUGAAGUGGCUAAGAAAAACGAAACCUUAAAAACGAUGUCAAAAUUGGGUAAAAAUAUUUUGGCAACAGAAUUAUGGACUUGGGGAGAUAUAUCAUAUGGCCAGCUUGGUAUAGGAGAUACAGUAAAGAGAGUGAAACCUAUGGUUGUCAUGAGUCUUUCUGGUUUUGGCUUACAGAAGGUGUCAUGUGGAAAAUGGCAUUGUGCCGCUUUGACAUUAGAUGGAAGAUUAUUCAUGUGGGGAUACAAUCACUUUAAGCAAGUUAGUUUAGAUAGUAGAGAGGAUAAAAGCGGUCCUAAACAGUUUACGGAAAAUUCUGAAAGUGAUCGCAUUCGUGAUAUGAUUGCAACCGACCAUCACACUUUAGCUUAUACUCACAAUGAGAAUAUAUAUUACAUGGGAAAGCACACAGAUGGAUUUACUGACACGAUUAUAAAUUUAAAUGAAAAAUUACAUGAUAAUACCAAUAACCAUGAAUCUGGAAAAACUGUCAAAAUAAAAGAGCCCCAAGGUUUUGGUGAAUCGCAAAACAUGUGCUAUCAUUGGAGAGUUUUAUCUUGUGGUUCUAUAAGUUAUUGUUCAGUAGACGAGGCUAUGAUAUGUCCUGAAUUCCAAAAUCUCUCUAUAGCCCAACGCUACCUAGAAGAGAUGCUUGUUAUAUAUCAUUUACUGGUUAAACCUUUUCUCAGAAAGAGUAAAGCAAUAUCUUUACAUUCCAAUGUAUAUGAAACUGUUUGUGAUAUUUUUAGUGACAUUUUAAACUUAACAGCAUUAAAUGUUUUAUCAACGUGGCAAUAUGCAGAGAAACAUAUUAAUGAAUGUGAUAUAUCAUUAAUAAAAAAUUUAGAAGAGUAUAUUUAUUUGUACAAGAAGUAUUAUGUAGCUUUAAGUAAUUUAAUUGUGAUAGGUGGCUUCGCUCAAAUUAACGCAAUAGUUGACGUCCCCACUAGUGUAUACAAUAUGUUUAGUGAUCAAUUACCUUCCAAUAAACAGAAGAACAAUAAGAAAACUUUGGAGGCAGUUGUGGGACUGGCGUUUAUACAGCCGUUGAUAAGGCUAAGUUCGUACAAGUGUAUUGCUCAAUCAUUGUUACGGCACAAGACAAGAAGAAAAAAAGGUGAAUCAAAAACGAAUAUAGAGGAUAGAAUUACAAAGGUAAUCACAUCGUUGGAUUUACUAAUCGAGGAACAGGAGAAGAGAAGGAAAGAGGCAGAUAUCACGAAACUGUUUUGGGAGACAAUAGGAAAGGGCCUAGAACAAUACAGAACACCAGAACGACGACUAUUGCGCGAGUCAAAAUCGAAGCAAUUGAAUCUUGUUAACCCUGGCCGCUUUUCCUCGCAUUGGUUCAUCUUAUUUAACGACUUAUUCAUUCACGUUAAUGGCAGCACUCCGAUCCAGCAUCCCUUGGAGACGUUAUGGGUCGACGCAUCUCCAAACACAGAUAUACAGAACGGUAUCCAAAUAUCGACUCCGGAAGAAAUAAUAUCGGUUUCGACCAAUUCAGAGCAAGAUAAAACUGAAUGGAUUCACGCUUUAAACUCUGCAAUAAAAAUAGUAUUGAAGAAAGAUUCUAGUUUUAAGCCCCCGGCCAUAAGAAGCGCUAGUUACGUUUUCUCUAGUAAAAAUGUGUUUUUCAAAGACGCUAAGUACAUAGGAAGAUGGCUCGAUAGUAAAUUGCACGGGAGUGGUAGAGUCGAGUGGCCAGAUGGAAAGAUUUAUGCCGGUCAGUUUCAGAUAAAUACUCUCUGCGGGCAUGGGAAAAUGGAUAUUCCCGGAGUAGGCAUCUAUGAAGGACAAUGGAAAGACAAUCUCCAAAAUGGAUAUGGAGUGAUGAAGUACACAACAGGUGAUAUUUACGAAGGUUACUUCAAAGAUGGACACCCUCAUGGGCACGGCAUUAAAAAGCAGGGCGAUUUCACUUCUUCAUCGGCGACUAUCUAUACUGGGGAGUGGGUAGGGGGGGUGAGACAGGGGUAUGGAGUGAUGGAUGAUAUCGGGAAAGGGGAGAAGUAUUUGGGAAAUUGGAGCGAUAAUAAAAAACAUGGCUGCGGUCUUAUCGUGACCCUGGAUGGCAUUUACUACGAAGGCCUAUUUGCACAAGAUGUUCUCACAGGCCACGGUGUCAUGGUCUUCGAGGAUGGCACUCAUUACGAGGGUGAAUUCCGUGCGGCCGGAGUGUUUUCCGGCAAAGGAGUUUUAACCUUCUCUAGUGGUGAUAAGAUUGAAGGUUCCCUAAACGGCGCGUGGACUGAAGGUGUUAAAAUAUCAAACGGCGUGAUGCAUCUGAAUGUCUCGAAUCCCGUUUUACCAGCUAACUCUAAGCCCAACUCAUUUGGAAAACUCAGCGUGGCACCAAAUCAAAAAUGGAACGCGCUUUUCCGUCAGUGCUUCCACUGCUUGAGCGUACCAGAAACGAUCCUGACCCCCACGGGAAAUCAUUUUUCAAAUGGCCCAUGCCCCACUUUCGACAACGUUAAAAUUUGGCAGAACGUCGCCGUGGCUAUAUCCUGUUCGCACAAAGAGCACAAGAGCCCGAAGAAAAUGAAAAGCACUGAUAUAGAGAAGUCAGUGGAUUGCUUGGAAGUGAUACCGCAUUUUGGCCAAAAAACCCUCUUGAUGACUGAUUACACGGAGUUAAAAUCGUAUUUGUAUAACGCCUGUGAAACGACCCACCAUCCUUUAGGACAACUGGUGUUGAGCUUAACCAACGCCUUUAAUACCACGUACGGCGGUGUAAGAGUCCACCCCCUACUUCUGAGUCACGCUGUUAAAGAGCUGAAGAGUAUAACCACCAGGUUGUACCAAGUCGUACGUUUGUUAUUCCCAGCGUUGCCUCUAGAGGGCACUGAUGUCAUACUGCCAUAUAAGACGGAGGAGCAUAGCAAUGGUAGUGAAGAUAGUAAUCCUAUUGAUGGUGAAGUAGUCUCUGCUGCGUCUCUCCUACAACCAAUUUUGCUACCACGAGUCCACCCGGCUCUGUUCGUGCUAUACGCCUUGCAUAAUAAGCGGGAGGACGAUUUAUAUUGGAGGAGGCUUCUCAAAUGGAACAAACAACCGGAUACUACGCUGAUGGCGUUCUUAGGAAUCGAUCAAAAAUUUUGGACGAACCCAACCACGCAUUUGUCCCCUACAUACUCCCCGAUGAAGGAACAACUGUUCCAGGACGCAGUGGAAACACUGCAGCAGCUGAAAACUACCUUUUCCCCGAUAGAAAAACUCCUAGUCAUCAGAAGCACCUUCCAGAAGAUGACUGUAGCGGUGCAACAGGAACUUGGUGCUCAAUAUCUCUGGAGCAUGGACGAGUUGUUCCCAGUAUUUCACUUCGUGGUGGUGCGCGCGCGCAUCCUGCAACUUGGCUCGGAAAUACAUUUCGUUGAGGACUUUCUUGACCCGGCCAUGCAGCAUGGUGAAUUGGGUCUUAUGUUCACUACGUUAAAGGCCUGCUACUUCCAGAUACUGCAAGAGAAAAUGUCGAUAAAUUAG